AUGCUUCCUGAACAUUUCACUCUUAACACCGGGGCUCGCAUUCCAGCUGUCGGGUUUGGAACUUGGCAGGCAGCUCCGCGUGAGGUCGAGAAGGCGGUAGAGGAGGCACUCAAGCAAGGCUAUCGUCAUAUCGACUGCGCAGGAACGAGGCGGAGGUUGGAGCUGGGAUCAGAAAGUCUGGCGUUGAUCGAAAAGACCUCUUUUUGA
This is a messenger RNA of Saxophila tyrrhenica, 207 nucleotides long. RefSeq lists its product as uncharacterized. Lineage: Eukaryota; Fungi; Ascomycota; Dothideomycetes; Mycosphaerellales; Extremaceae. The transcript has 3 exons. The record is from RefSeq and is a predicted model, not a curated record. The coding region runs from base 1 to 207 and encodes 68 amino acids. Gene Ontology annotation, molecular function: oxidoreductase activity.